AUGCCGCCUGCCAAGGCAGGAGGGAGCGGGGAGGGCGGGGAGGAGGGAGGGAGGAGGCACGGCACGAUCGGCUGCUGCCCGCCGGGUGCCAGCGCCGGUGUUUUCCCACAAAUUCUUCCAGGAAAGCCCAAGGUGUACCAAGGUGUGAGAGUCAAGAUCACAGUCAAGGAGUUGCUGCAGCAGAGGAGAGCACGACAAGCAGCCACUGGUUCAGCAGAAAAAGUGAAAAGUGGCGGUGAGGGAAGUCACCUCGGUGACCUGCACAAGGCUCCUUGGGACAGCAGCAGCAGCAGCAGCAUCCAGUUUGCAGAGCCUGUGUCUCCGCCUCACCCAGAGCCUUUUGAAGCAGAACCCAUCCCUCCUGUGCCCAGCUGCUGCCCACCCUGGCAGUUUUCCAGCUGCCUGUCCUGUGAGGAAAGCCCUGGGUACCUGGAGCAGCUGAUUGAUUCCUGCCUGCAGUCAGAUGCACCCUCUGAACCAGCCUUCAGUGCCUUCCAGCCAUCCCCACACUACACCCCAGACACCUCCCAGCCAGUCCAGCUCUGCUUCAACCAGGGCCUGUCGGACUGCCUGGAGCUGCUGCCACCCCUGGCCGUGGCUGAGGACUUCUUCAGGAGGGACAGGAGCUGGGACAUCUGCUACAGCUAA
This is a messenger RNA of Melozone crissalis (California towhee), 648 nucleotides long. It is a transcript of the gene POU2AF3, whose product is annotated as POU class 2 homeobox associating factor 3. The transcript is spliced from 6 exons. The record is from RefSeq and is a predicted model, not a curated record. Bases 1 to 648 code for a protein of 215 amino acids. Gene Ontology annotation, molecular function: POU domain binding; DNA binding. Gene Ontology annotation, cellular component: cytoplasm. Lineage: Eukaryota; Metazoa; Chordata; Aves; Passeriformes; Passerellidae.